This is a messenger RNA of Prunus armeniaca (apricot), 2226 nucleotides long. The record is from the annotation of a GenBank genome assembly. Lineage: Eukaryota; Viridiplantae; Streptophyta; Magnoliopsida; Rosales; Rosaceae.
AUGGUGGCUGAGAAGGAGAGCGAGAGCGAGACACCCCCUAUACCUAGAGCUCGACCUAAACCUAGACCAAUUGUACAGUUGGGGAUCUUCCUCAUCUCUCACAGCCUCCUCUUCAGUGUCAUUUUCUCCACAGCUGGGGUUCUGGCUCUUUUGCUGCUUCCGGUUCUCGCCAAGAACACCUACAUCUCCGAGAAUGCCCUUAUGCCAGGCUCUGUGGCGCCUAUGCUCUCCAAUCAGGAGGUUGCAGAGGCUAAUAGAUUGGUCAAGGAUUUGACUUCAUUGAAUUCCAAGCCUCUCGCUUCGGCAAUAGGAAGUCAAAGACUCAUAUCACAGUACAUGUCAAACUUGGGCGCUGAAGUUAGUCAUCAUAAGUUCCACCCUCAAUUAAAUCAGUUUCACCCUCUGCACUUCUUUUCUAGCCCUGAUUCUGGAAGAGUUGAGCAGAACAUCAGUUGUGCAUUGCAUGGUGUCAACACUGUUGGAAUUAUCAGAGCACCGCGUGGUGAUGGGAAAGAAGCUAUUGUCAUGGUUACACCUUUCAAUUCAGUGAAACUUAACCAGAAUGAGGCCUUAUCCUUGGCCAUUGCAUACUCCGUGUUUUCCUUGCUCACUAGAGUUCCUUGGCUGGCCAAGGAUGUUAUAUGGCUCGUUGCAGAUUCCCAAUUUGGAGAGUAUUCUGGAGUUGCUGCUUGGCUGAGAGACUAUCACACACCUGUAUUUAGUGGACUGGGCACGCUAGAUGCAGAAAUGUGUCCGGAAAGCAAUAGUAUUUAUGGACUGAAUGAGAACCUUUCUAUAAAAAGGACGAUUUAUGAUGGAUUUAAACGCGCUGGGACAAUGGCUGCAGCCCUUGUCAUUAAGGUUGCAGAUCGAAGUGAACAGUAUGAGGAUAGUCUUAGCAUCUAUGCUGAAGCAUCCAACGGGCAGAUGCCAAAUCUUGACCUCAUCAAUAUUGUGAAUUAUUUAGCAGUGCAUAGGCAAGGUUUGAGGGUGAAGGUGGAGAAAUUUUGGCCUUUACUUGGCUUGAAGUGGCUCAAGACUUUGGGUGAAAUAUUUGAAUCACUAGGACAUUUGGCUAGAAGCGUAAAUCCCCAAUGGAAAUUUGGUAUCCCAGCUGCAGACUAUAUUGAGGGCAGUGCUACACUCGCAAGUUCCUUGUACUACCAGGCUUUGGGUGUCCCCACUGGCCCCCACGGUGCCUUUCGUGAUUACCAAGUUGAUGCAAUUACUUUGGAAAUUUUUCCCAAAGUUUCUUCUUUGGAUAACAAAGUCAGGCAAAAUGACUUUCUUCUACGAAGUGGCCGAUUAAUUGAAGGAGUCAUACGGUCAGUAAACAACCUCCUAGAGAAGUUUCACCAGUCCUUUUUCCUAUACCUAUUAACGUCUCCGGGUAAAUUUGUGUCAGUGGGAGUUUACAUGAUUGCUUUUGCACUUCUAGUUGCACCACUUCCAAUGGUGGCAGCUUCUUUCUAUGUUGAUGCCAGUAACUCCGAUUAUAGUCUAAAAAUAGACAAACCUGCUCCUUUUGCCAAUGCUUCUGAUGAACCUUGCAUCACUCUCAAAUCAUGGAAAUGGCUUUUUGCAGCGAAGAAAGUUUUUUUUGUGCACUUGUGGGGCUCUGUUGUUUCAUUACUCCCAUAUUUCAUCUGUCAAAUACCCAGUUGCACUCCAACAACCAGCUUUAUUAUCUGGGUUUUCCUCUCAAUACUCAGCCUUGUGGUCAUGUACAUUUUCUUGGCUUCUCCAUCCUCUCAUGCCAAUGAAUCUCAACCUCAAAGAGGAGAAUGGGCUAUCUUGAAAUCAGUAACUCUGUCAGCUGCCUUCAUUGGUUUGUGUCUCAUGUCAGUCAUUAACUUUGCUUCGGCAGAAAUUGGGGGUUUACUGAUGGUCCCAAUGUGCUUGAUGGCUCAUCCUUUAAAGCUGGAUGUUAAAGCUAGGAGCAUCAGAACAGUUUCAAGGGUGGUUUAUAAUCUUGUUCUGGGGUUUAUUGGGUUCCCACCAGUUGCUUUUAUAGUGUUAAAAGGUGCAUUUGAGGGUUUCAGCGGUGUUAACGUCGGCGACUUCUGGUCUUGGGUGGAGUCUCUGUGGGCUUGGAAUAGUGCUACUUACCUCUAUAUCGAUAAAUUAGUGAUUGGUUUAGACCUGCUGAAAUCAGAAAAUGAAGAGAACUUUUCUUUCUAUGAUAUGUCUAAUGACUCUAACCUGGUGCCUGUUGAUGUUGGCUGA